CUCUUACUCCUGCAGCAUGACUGACGAGCAAGUCUCCGUGGGCAUUCUCUCCAUCUCCGGGGGUUCUCUUCUCCUCCUCGUAAACAACUAUGCCAAUGACACAUUAAUUCCUCACACUGCACUAGGGGUACUACUCCUCAUCGUUGCUGCCCUGUUGCUUCAGGCAGCUCUUAACUGCCUUAGCCAUGCCCAGUGGUUUUCCACCAUGUCUCUAACCAUCACAGGCCUGUGGGGUUGUUUGGGUCUAGUUACAUUUUGUCAGGACAGAACAUGGUCAGUGUUGAUGAGCUAAGACUUGUCCUAACCCCUGGUUUGGGUGCGUUUAGUUUAGCCCUGUUUCUCAUUGGCUUCAUUGCAAUUUUAGCAAAGAAUGUUGUUGUAAUCAUCAUAUCAAUCAGCAUUAGUUUAGCUUGUGCUCAUCAGAUAGCUGAUUUGUUUGCAACUGGUUUUGGCCACACUACCACAGCAGCCUAUUACCUCUUAGUCUUUCUUGUAGGUGUUUAUUUUGGUGUUGGACGUCUAUUGUCUAUCUUCACUCGUGGCAAAUGGGAGUUCCCAGGAUUAGAUUUAAAAGAUAAGAAAGUUGUUCCGAAGACUGAGGAGGGCUUAAAAUACUGUGAUGUAAUUAUUAUAGGUUUGAUAAUGAACUUGGUCUCUGCUGCUGUAUUGGCCAGUCCUUUGUUCGGGGUGGUGCUUAACCCAAUUCACGUCUGCUGGUUGUGGACUGCUGCAGCGUUCCAUUUGGUCAUGUGUGUUUUUUUCUUCAGGGCUAAGGACACACUGACAGCCACUUUCUUUGCUUUCAUGGUGUUGCUGAAAUUUGUAGAAGGAUACAAUAUCAUUGUGACUGGACAUCAACCUGUAUCUCCUUUAGUUAGCCCAAUUGUCUUCUCUGUGCUGUUUACAAUUCUUGCUUUGUUUAGUUGUUCAAAAGGUCUGUUGAAUGGAGUCUACCAGUUGUUCUUUACAGCUUACUGUAUUGCUAUUGCAGCCCAGUCCUCUAGAGGUGCUCAGGGCGUUCAAGCAGCUAUAUUCAUUGUAACAUCAGGCCUGAUUUUAAUGGGCUUAUUCCUAAUGAUAUCAUCUUCCCAAACACAUAUAAUGCAUGGAUAUUUCAAGUCAUUAGUAAGCCGAAUAAACUGUGUGACUCUUAAAACCAAUGAUAAAGACCAAAAUGUGCCUUAUCUGGGGUCUUCCAAAUAUGCGGAUGCUGAAGUGUUGGGCCAUGCCAGUAACGUGCUAGCAGCUUUUGCCCUCAUUGAUGCACAUGUAGACUCUGUAUAUACGCCUCUGCCCUGGGUAGUUGUGGGCGGUGGGCUACUGCAGCUACUCUGUGGGUUAGUGGCCUUUUCACGAGGCAAAACAUUUGAAAGUACUGCGUUUGUACUCUUAGGAACAAUGUGGGCAUUCUGGGGAUUGGUCAGGUUUGGCGCCCUCUAUGGGGAUGUUAGAGGCUUUAAUUUAGCAGUAGGGAUAAUCAGUUUUUUGUUGUUUAACUCUUUAGUGACAGUCGCAGCAUUGUUUCUUAGUGUGGGCUGGUUUGUUUACAUUCUCACCUUCCAGCUCAUAAUCAUUAGUUUCCUGUUGGAUGCACUGGGAAAUUUGCCUCAUGGUUAUGACAUAGGAGUGGCAAUCAUCUUUGGCCUUGUCAGUUUUUAUUUCUUUCUGGCCCAGAUGUUUAGCACCACCUUGCAGUGGCCUCAGAUCCCUUUGGGAAGGCCUAUUAUUAAACUGAGUGGAGUUGGUGGCGGCGCUGAUAUCUGUCCACAUGUUCCUGCACGCAAGGCCACAUCUGUGCAGCAGAUUGCAGAUAUCAUGAAGAAUGGAGGUGUAUGUGGAAUGCCAACAGACACUGUGUAUGUGCUAGUAGCAGCUUGCACCGUCCUGAUGCAGUAGUAAAAGCCUACAAGGUGAAAAAAAAGGCAGAGGACCGGCCCAUGUCGAUGUGGAUCUCCUCUAUCAAACAGCUGGAGCCAGUGCAACACCUGCUGAGCCCUCUGCUGCUGGACUUUAUGGAGGCAGCGUGGCCAUCAUCC
This is a messenger RNA of Boleophthalmus pectinirostris (great blue-spotted mudskipper), 2036 nucleotides long. RefSeq lists its product as uncharacterized. Bases 271 to 1896 code for a protein of 541 amino acids. Gene Ontology annotation, molecular function: tRNA binding; double-stranded RNA binding; nucleotidyltransferase activity. The transcript has 5 exons. Gene Ontology annotation, biological process: regulation of translational fidelity. Lineage: Eukaryota; Metazoa; Chordata; Actinopteri; Gobiiformes; Gobiidae. The record is from RefSeq and is a predicted model, not a curated record. Gene Ontology annotation, cellular component: cytoplasm.